Colletotrichum fioriniae is the source of this 1524-nucleotide messenger RNA. RefSeq lists its product as uncharacterized. Gene Ontology annotation, cellular component: endoplasmic reticulum lumen. The record is from RefSeq and is a predicted model, not a curated record. Gene Ontology annotation, molecular function: protein O-acetylglucosaminyltransferase activity. NCBI's taxonomy places the organism in Eukaryota, Fungi, Ascomycota, Sordariomycetes, Glomerellales, Glomerellaceae.
AUGCGUUCGCGUCUUGUGCCGAAGGGCAAGCGUGCCGGGGCGGCGGCGGCAGCAGCGCUUGUCAUGAUUCUUCUUCACCUUCAGGUAUUACCGUCGAAAUCUACCCAAACGGGCGACAGGAUUUCAUUUCUACGAAACCAAUUUCACCAUACACCGAGUCCGGCGGCGGACGAGAUUCCGACUUCUUUACCGGAACUCGCGACGUUGAGUAAGCCGGACCUGCCAGAGUCGGAGUUCUGCGCCAAACGCUUCGGCCCUCGAUACCUGAACGAACUUCGCGACCAAAGGAUUCAGUACUGCUCGGCAGAUUCAAGCGCAAACCUGACGUGUUUCCACAGUCAUACACAAUCCAACGACAACCGCGACUCGUUUUGUAUCGGCCAGGGCGCCGUACUGGACCGUGAAAGCGGUACCUUCAACCUCGAUUGCGCUGUGCGGAAACCUACCGGUAACGAAUCAUCAUAUGGAAUCAUUCCCUUCUCAAAUAUCAGAAACUACUGGUACGAUACCGGUCCGGGUUUCCUAUUCCAGAACUUCGUCAACGUCAAAGCUGGGGCUUCGCCAUCCUCAGUCACACAAGCGCCAAGCUCCCUCGAGAGCCGUCCGUUCACAAUUCUCGUGAAGAGGGAAGGCCAUUCCAACAUCUGGCACUCUCUCAUGGAGAUAUGGUCAAUGGUUAUGUCCCUCGACGUCUUGCGGCUCAGUCGCGAGGGCGGCGAUCUCAACAAACCUUUCUUUACCAUCCCCGGAGACGUCCCACGAACCCAGGUAGUCUUCUUGGACAACCAAGAAGAAGGACCCCUAUACCCAUUGUGGGGAAUGUUUGCAGGUCGUGAGCCACUUCGCCUCAGCAAGGUCUUGGAAGACCCAGCGCAAUCCCAAGCCCUCGCCGAGACGCCUCAGAACAUUAUUGUCCCCCUUGCCGGAGGGAGCAAUCCUCUAUGGCAGAAUGAUUGGGAGGAUAGAGACUGCAAGGACGCGCCGCUACUGAAGGUCUUUACGCGACGAGUGAUGCAGCAAUUUGGCGUCGAAUUUGAGACGGGGCGGCGACAAGGCAAGCUACUCAACGUCACCCUCAUCGAUCGACGGGGCUCUCGCAAGCUCCUGGACCAGGACGUCCUAGUAGACGCAGCACGGGAAGCGUUCCCCGACGCCAACUUCCAGGCAAUCGACUUGGGAUCGGUGAACUUCUCCGAGCAGCUUCGAAUCAUACAGUCCACCGAUAUCCUGGUAGGCGUCCACGGCGCGGGACUGACGCACACCAUGUUCCUCCGGGAGGACGGCGCCGCGGUCGUUGAGAUACAACCGUCUAGCAUGUCUCACAAGGGAUUCAGGAAUGUGGCGCAGAUGUUGGGCCACAAGUACUUUAGCACCCACGCCGAGAUGGUAGGUCACGAGGAUGAUGACAAGGGCCGGAAGAGAGGUCUUGUGCGACGAGACCGGUGGCACUGGGCCGAUAUCCGGAUCGAGGAGGGUGCCUUUCUCGAGUUGAUUGGACAAGCUGUAGAGGCCAUGAGAGAGUAG